AUGCAACAUUCGCAUGACGAUCCCGAUGCGAACGAGCCCUUGAUUGGACGUUCGAGCUCGUCCUUGUCCCGCGAAGACGCAGACACGAAUAAUCAGCCAGCAUACACGCUUUCAUUCCGCGAUGCAAGUCCCGUCAUUCGCUUCCUAACCUGCUCUGCUGGAAUAUCUGGUCUUCUAUUCGGUUUCGACACCGGGGUCAUAUCCAGUACUCUGGUUUCAAUAGGAUCGGAUUUGUCGAAUCGACCUCUCACUACCCCGGAUAAAGCCCUUGUCACAGCUAUAACAUCAUUACUCGCUCUAAUAUCGGCACCAACGACCGGAUUCUUCGCUGAUCGAUUUGGGAGAAAGUCUGUCAUCCUUGUUCCUGCUAUCCUAUUCACUGUGGGUGCGAUCACCCAAUCUCUAGCCAACUAUGUAUGGACCAUGGCCGCCGGGAGAGCUCUAGUGGGAGCAGCAGUAGGUGUGGCUUCCGGAGCCGUUCCAUUAUACAUCACCGAGCUCGCACCGGCCGAACUGAGAGGGCGACUAGUAACUGUACAGUCCCUCUUCAUUACUGGCGGGCAAGUCGUCGCAUACCUCAUUGGUUGGAUCUUCGCAUCAUGGCCUUCUGGGUGGAGAUGGAUGGUGGGACUUGGAGCCUUCCCUGCGCUUGUACAGCUUGGCCUUAUGUUCUGGAUGCCCGAAACGCCACGUUGGCUGUUGCAGACCGGCCAAGACGAGAAAGCUCGAGCGGUGUUGAACAAGGUCUAUGCGAACGUACCCAAAGCUGAACGUAACGUGUUGGUACAAGGAGUGCUUAGCAGCGUCCAGGAUGAGCUUCGAGAGGAAAACAAGACUGGCUCUAAGGGCAACUUUCACGAUACUGCUCAAGCUCUAAUCGGCAUACCCGGGAAUAGACGGGCGCUCAUCAUCGCUUGCAUGCUACAAGGACUGCAGCAGCUCUGCGGUUUUAAUUCUCUCAUGUACUUCUCAGCCACAAUCUUCGCCCUCGUCGGCUUCACAUCCCCCAUCGGAACCUCCCUCUCCGUCGCCCUGACAAAUUUCGUCUUCACACUCGUAGCAUUUGCCUUCAUCGACACAGUCGGACGCCGCAACAUCCUCCUUCGCUCGAUUCCAUUCAUGGUUUUCGGCCUACUCGCAUGUGCUUCAGCGUUCUUAUUCAUCAACGUAGGAGAUUCACAGAUUGUGGAUGACUCAGGCGCAGGGAUCUGGUCGAUCGUGCUGCUUCUCAGUAUGGUCUUCUACGUUGCGGCUUAUGCUGUAGGAUUGGGAACCGUCCCAUGGCAACAGUCAGAACUAUUUCCGCUGCGUGUACGAUCGGUUGGAAGUGGGCUCGCAACCUCGACGAAUUGGAGCAGCAACUUUGUGGUUGGAAUGUCAUUCCUACCACUGAUGAACUACCUCGGACCAAGUACAACUUUCACGCUGUAUGCUUUGGUGUGUGUAGUUGGCUGGAUCGUGAUAUACAAGAUCUAUCCGGAGACUGCGGGCCUAGAGCUGGAAGGUAUCAGUCAGCUGUUGAAAGAUGGAUGGAGCGUUACCGAGAGCAUUGAGGGCUUUCACGAGAGGAGGAAAAGGGUUGAGCUUGAAGAUCGCCAAAGAGUAUUUUCCACAUGA
Messenger RNA from Ramularia collo-cygni, 1617 nucleotides. Its product is annotated as related to MFS myo-inositol transporter. Gene Ontology annotation, cellular component: membrane. The record is from RefSeq and is a predicted model, not a curated record. The coding region runs from base 1 to 1617 and encodes 538 amino acids. NCBI's taxonomy places the organism in Eukaryota, Fungi, Ascomycota, Dothideomycetes, Mycosphaerellales, Mycosphaerellaceae. Gene Ontology annotation, molecular function: myo-inositol:proton symporter activity. Gene Ontology annotation, biological process: transmembrane transport. The transcript is spliced from 2 exons.